This is a messenger RNA of Ectocarpus sp. CCAP 1310/34, 1443 nucleotides long. The record is from the annotation of a GenBank genome assembly. NCBI's taxonomy places the organism in Eukaryota, Phaeophyceae, Ectocarpales, Ectocarpaceae.
UCGGACGAUGACGACGCCGACGAUGACGAGCCCUGCAACGUCGGCGAAGCGAGGAAAGGCAAGAAGGCCGCCCCCGCUGCCCCCAGGAAGGCGACCACGCAGAGAAAAGCCGGCGUGGGAAAGGAACCGUCCAAGUCGUCGUCGUCGUCGUCCUCUGCAGCCAUGGUCACACCCCAGAAGAGGAAGGGCACCGGACACAGGGGAGGGGGGACGCCCGGAAUAGCCUUGGACGUGUCUCCGGGGGUGAUCAGCGUUCCCAGCAGCGGGGGCGGCAGUUACGACGACGACGAGGAUGAAGAGAUCGACCAUGAUGGCGACGACAGCAGCGACGCUUUCGAGGACGACUUGUUCACGUCCAAGAGGCGCAAGGGCGGAGUAGGCGGCGGGAAAGGAAAGGGACACAAGAAGAAGAGGGAAACACUCAAGAGGAUGAGCGAUGAGCACAGAGCGCGGUUCAAGGACGCGCUCAUCAAGUGGCGGGACGAAAGGGCCGAGCAGUUCAGCCUGCGGUACUUCUACAUCUUUCCGGAGACCGAGCUCCUGGAGGUAAUUCACAAGGUCCCCAUCACAUCAGAGGAGCUGUGCGACAUCGGAAGCUGGCGAGGCAACCAGAAGCUGGCCACCCACGGCGAGUCUCUCCUCUCCCUCAUCAAGGGAUACAUCGACGAUAACAAUAUCACGCUGCAGGGGCAGUUUCCUUGGGGAGACCAGGAGAUCAAGCCUCCGGAGUUCACACAGGGAGGGGGCAUGUCAGGCAUCUCCGAUAGGGACGACGGAGACAACGACGACGGGCUUCCGUGCUCGUUCGGUGCCGGAACGGACGACGACGACGACGACGACGACGAUGAUGAUUACGACGACGCUGGCUACGGAACGACGACGUCGUCCAAGUUCUUUCCCCAACCGCAUAGCGGCGACAACAUCGGCGAUGACGGCGAUGAGAUCAUGGAACUCCAGUUGUGAUGGAACGCGGGGGUCCCGGUUCGAAUGACACGCGUGGACGGGUGUAUGGGGUGGAAGUGGUAGAAAGACGCAAUUCGAGAUGGUAUCUUGCAGCUGCAGUUUUGAAUUAUCCCCAACGCUUGAACGGGACAAGAGUGGCACGGGCAUUUAUGGGAUGGAAGCGGUGCAAAAUAGACAGGAUUCGGGAUGGAAUCUUGGAGCUGCAGUUUGAACAAUCCCAACGCUUGAACGGGACUGAGUUGGGACAGGUGUACGGGAUGUAAAGUAGACAGGAUUUAUCUGGGAUGGCACCUGCGGUUGCAGUUUCGAAGAAUCCGUCAGCGCUUGAACCAAAUGUAGAGGACGACGUUGGAUGAUGGUCUACGGUACGGUACACCACCAUGUCCUACGGUACACCACCAUGAGAUGGAACGAGAUCACCUGCCCUCUUGUGAUGCAUUUCGUCGCAUACGGCUGUCUGCGUCAAUUCAUCGCCAUGAA